AUGGAACACAUCGCACAUCUCGUCACUGGGUUGUGCUAUGCGCCGGCAGGCCUACUUUAUGGCUAUCUAUUGGUUUUGCCCAUAGCGGCGAACAAAAGUGUCGCUUGUCUGUACGACGAAACAUUGUACUGGCCACACAUCAUCAUGAUCAUCGCCAUGAUCAUCACCGUUCUGGUCACAAACGGAUUAAAGCUUAAUUAUGGCAAAACGCAGUUUGUCCAUCUGUAUCUAAACCUGGCCGCAGUAGUUAUUGCCCUCGCCGUAGGUCUCAUUUUUCUUCUGGUUGAAGAUGUUGUCCCAGCAAUUUAUUUGGGUGCCGUUUCGGUUGGCUUAACACUAGUACCGGGCCUGAGCUAUCUGCAUGUGCGAUGUAGAAAGCGCCACCGGGUGACCUACAUGUCAUUGUGCACGUUUUGGUACCUGGUUGGUAUAGCCUCUUUGGCGACCAUGUCAGCGAUGGAUCACAGCAACCAGGAUACCCUGGACGAUACAUACGAGCACCAGUUGCACCAAAACCUGGCGAUCUCGCUGCUGGCGUGCAGCGCACUCUUAAUCACGUUGAUAGCGCUGGUGGAGAUGCUGCAGCGCGAAGCAUUCAUCAACUACCGGAAGCCGCUGGACUAUGACACGGCUAUAGCGCACGACAACGGAGAGCUGCUGAAUCGCCAGCAACGGGCGCCGUUCACGUUUUUGCGCUUCGGACACAGCGCGGCACCGUUUGGAGGCAUCUCCUCGGAACACAUUGUGGGCCCUUCGAUCAACCACUGGGGAGCCAGCCGAUACCGAACGCUGUGGACUGUGUACAGUAUCGCUACGAAGCUGAUCGGUUUGCUGGCCUUCUAUUGGGUGCUGCUCUUUCUCGGCUUCCAGGCGAGUGUGGACUUGUUCGAGCAGUCCGAUGCCUGGUAUGUCGUGUUCUGGAUUAUGGUGGCUGGAGCGCUGUUUACUACACUGGCGACCGCCAUGCUCUCGACGAAGAUAUUGUUCCUGUUCACCUCCAUUUUCUACGUAAUCAGCCUCGUGUUGAGUAUUGCGUUCUAUGCGUCCGAUCUGCUGCCACUCCACUUUGGCAUCGCCAAGCUGGUGUUUUUUGCGUUCAUCGGCGCAACGCUGCCGCUGCCGGCCAUCAACAUUCUGGAACUGGCACCGCUCAACUACAACGAAACAGCGCUAGCCUUCGGCACCACCCUGGAGCUGCUAGCGGUAGCCCUGCUCCAGUACUACGGCAGUUUCGACGGGAAGCUGUUCGGUAUGGAAGAGGUAGGCGCUAUCGGUAUCGAUGUGCAGCUGGCCUCAAACCACACAGACAUUAUCAUAGUGCACUACGUGGUGGCCAUCGUCCUAGGUCUCGGAUUUGCCAUCAUCGUGCUGUGGCACAUGCCGGUUACACAUCGCAAGUCGCUGCCCGAGAUCGAGAGCGACCUUGGGCAGAUGCGUUCCUACUUUGCCUUCAGUCGCAGCAUAGUUCCAGUGCACGGGCCAGCCACCCAGGCAAACGGUGUGGCGCGCAACGGCGAUAUCGAUGCACCUGGCAACAACAACCUGUCCAUGGCACAACCAAUACCAACGGCCAGCGAACAGCGGACGAUGGAGCUGGAUGAUGAGGCGAGCCAAGCUAGCACGCGGAUGUCUAACCGGUUUACCGAAUUCGGCGCCAAAUCCCACGAGCCGCACGAAGUACAGUAUGACGACGGCCCGGGCAGUCCGUUCAAUGACUUCGAUUUGGACGACGGCCACAUGGCCUCGGUGUACGGGGCGAAGAACGUUGUGGACAGCCCGUACUCACAUGGUACUGCUGCAUCGGACAGGCCUAACCUACUCUACCCAGUGCACCAGAACCAGCGGGCACUCAGCUCGCCGCAGCUGAACCCCGCUGCUGAGCAGCUAGCCGAGGCAGUUCGUGCCCAACCGCUCUUCGCCGUCUACGACGCGCAAAAACGAGAAGCUCCCGCUCCGCCUCCACUUCCGCCGGCAGGCUAUCUCACGAAGUCGCUGCCCCGUGUGAAGGCGGUGCGCCAGUCGCGCAUUCCACCGAUCGUUCCGAAACACAAACAACCGGAAGCAGUGGUCGUGCCGGGGGUCGAAUAUCUGCCUAACCUCGUACCAAGUAAAUUUUUGCGCCAGUCGCUGCAAAACACGCAACUGUUCCAUAAGUGA
Messenger RNA from Anopheles cruzii, 2157 nucleotides. RefSeq lists its product as uncharacterized. The transcript has 2 exons. Lineage: Eukaryota; Metazoa; Arthropoda; Insecta; Diptera; Culicidae. Bases 1 to 2157 code for a protein of 718 amino acids. The record is from RefSeq and is a predicted model, not a curated record.